Aspergillus glaucus CBS 516.65 is the source of this 871-nucleotide messenger RNA. RefSeq lists its product as uncharacterized. The record is from RefSeq and is a predicted model, not a curated record. Lineage: Eukaryota; Fungi; Ascomycota; Eurotiomycetes; Eurotiales; Aspergillaceae. The transcript has a single exon. Bases 246 to 710 code for a protein of 154 amino acids.
CAAAGUUAUGUCCUCCGUACCGAGACGGAACGAUCGGAAAUAUCCAGUGCUUCGAGAACAAAAAAGGAUAUGCGCCGGGAAUAAUGUCUUUUCCCUGCCCCAUCGUGCAGUUUGAAGGAUUCAACAGAACCGGUUUUCAUAAUGUUUCAAGAUCAGACCAUACGAAUGCAUAUUGCUAAGGUUGGUAGUAUGUGUUCUCAUGAGUCGUCUCCACAAUCAUUCCACCAGAUUACUAUCUCCACAGGAUGAACUAUUGUUUUUUUGUUGUCGGGGAAGAUAUGGAUCUGGCGCAGUACUAUACGCAUUUGGGGACAAUAUACUGGCGACAGACGUUAAGACGCCAUUCCAUAAUAAUUCGGACAAUAUAUGAUCGACAGGAGUACUCCGUACAGAGUACGAGUACCGCUGUCACGGCAAUUAAUAAACAUAAAAAAUGGCAGUGGCUCAACGUCCAACGGAUGUUUCAAGGGCGCACCCGAGACGCGCCCCAUGGCCCUGACUUUUUAUUAUCGCUAGACUCGGAGCAUAACCUGUCAAUGCACGAGGGGGAAAAAAAAAAAAAACGUCCACUAGUUUCUCUCGUAUACUCCGUAGUUAUCGUACAGAGUACUCCGUACGGAGAAUAUGCAGUUUUCGACUCGGGAGCUACUCCGUACCACUAUGUACUAACUAGUGCUAGCAUCGAUCGGUUUCAGUCCGGCCGUAUCUAACCAUUCGGAACCUAUCCAUCGCUAAUACAAACCACAUACUAUAGUGUAUGUGGACCAAUCGCACCAAUCCGAUUCGAAUCAAAAAAAGAUGGAAAUGUCAUCCCUGUCAUUUUAGGUGCUAUCAGUGGCCUGGAUUUCGUUUCUUUUUCGUCCCGGUGACC